Ctenocephalides felis (cat flea) is the source of this 1469-nucleotide messenger RNA. RefSeq names its product zinc finger protein 98-like. Gene Ontology annotation, biological process: regulation of transcription by RNA polymerase II. The record is from RefSeq and is a predicted model, not a curated record. Gene Ontology annotation, molecular function: DNA-binding transcription factor activity, RNA polymerase II-specific; RNA polymerase II cis-regulatory region sequence-specific DNA binding. The transcript has 2 exons. The coding region runs from base 150 to 1469 and encodes 439 amino acids. NCBI's taxonomy places the organism in Eukaryota, Metazoa, Arthropoda, Insecta, Siphonaptera, Pulicidae.
AUUACACAAUUUAAUAAGUAAAUAUAUUAUUUGUGCAUUAUUUUCAAUUACAGCUUCAAAUAUUAUAUUUAUUUUGUAACGACGUCAAUAUUAUUGUGUACUGAAUGUUUGACUGUUCAAAUGUUUGGUUAAAUUUGUGCAGAUAACCAAUGGCUGUUUCUCUAUCUGAUUCCAUUCUGGAAGUUAAAACCGAACCACCAGAAUUUCCAAUUGAAGACAUUAAAUGUGAAAUAAAAGAAGAGCCUGGAGAUGAUGAAACAUGUCUGCAGAAAUUCAUGAAUUCCGAUAUAACAAUAGAAGAUGAAGUCAAACAGGAAUCCUAUGAAGCAUCUCAUUAUGAAUGCGAUAUAUGUAAUGAAUCAUUUACAGGGCAGCAUGAUUUAGAACAGCAUAUACUGGUACAUAGUCAUGAUUGUCCAUUUUGUUUAGAUACUUUUCCGGAUUCAAGUGCCUUAGAUAUACAUCUGAAAAUUCAUGCAGAUGAAAAGCCUUUUGUGUGCACAAUUUGCAAUAAAGCAUUUGCUGUAAAAUUUGAUUUUGAUCAACACGUUUGUGUUUGUAAUGGAAAGACAGAUUCAACAUUGAAUAAAUUAUCUGAUAAUCAAAAACAAAGUAAGAGUACACAGAGACCACAUAAAUGUAAAGUUUGUAAUAAGAGUUUCUACUAUCCAAGUUACUUGAAAGAGCAUAUGCUUAUUCACACUGGAGAACGUCCUUACGAAUGUGAAAUAUGCAAUAAGACAUUCAGACAAAUGGGUGUUUUGAGAGCACAUCAACUUAUUCACAGUGGGGUGCGUCCUCACAAAUGUGAAAUAUGCGAUAAGACAUUCACGCAAAUGGCUGCCUUGAUAGCACAUAAACUUAUUCACAGUGGGGUUCAUCCUCACAAAUGUGAAUUAUGCGAUAAGACAUUCAGAACAAUGGGUGCCUUGAGAGCACAUAAACUCAUUCACAGCGGGGUUCGUCCUCACAAAUGUGAAAUAUGCGAUAAGACAUUCACGCAAAUGGCUGCCUUGAUAGCACAUAAACUCACUCACAGUGGGGCUCGUCCUCACAAAUGUGAAUUAUGCGAUAAGACAUUCAGAACAAUGUUUGCCUUGAGAUCACAUAAACUUAUUCACAGUGGGGCUCGUCCUCACAAAUGUGAAAUAUGCUAUAUGACAUUCACACAAAUGAGUAGCUUGAGUGCACAUAAACUCAUUCACACUGGGGAACGACCUCACAAAUGUGAAACAUGCAAUAAGACAUUUGCUCAAGUGAGUACUUUGAAUAGACAUGUGCUUAUUCACACUGGAGAACGGCCUCACAAAUGUGAAAUAUGCGAUAAGACAUUCACACAAGCAAGUAGCUUGAGAACUCAUAUGCCCGUUCACAGUGGGGUACGGCCCCAUAAGUGUACAGUAUGUGAUAAAACAUUUGCAAGACCAAGCAUCCUCAAAAAGCACAUCGUUGUGCACAACAAAAAGUAA